Molecule: messenger RNA, 1560 nt
Organism: Leptosia nina
Lineage: Eukaryota; Metazoa; Arthropoda; Insecta; Lepidoptera; Pieridae
Source: the annotation of a GenBank genome assembly
AUGCUUCUGUGGACUCAGUUAAUCACUUUAUGGCCAAUAUUAUUCAAUGCGAAAAGCUUCGUGUUAUGUGCUCCUGAAAACGCUGUUUCAAAAAUUCUUGAUGUUAUACUGAAAAAGAUACAAAAACGAUCAUUAGAAACUCUUGGAAAUGAAACACACGUUAAUGAAGAUAACGAGCUCUUAGAAAUUGAACAUAAACUCCAAAAAGCCGCAAGGCCGUUAGGAGACGAGGGUAAAAAAUAUGUUAAAUUGAUUCUACGAGAAAUACAAUCAGGUAAAAGUAAAAAAAAGUCAAAUAACGGUGACAAUAAAAGAAAAUCUAAAAAUAUAGCAAUCAUGGCCCUUGAGUCAGACGAAAAUUCCACACGGUUGUCAAAGAUUGAUUACCUAAUCAAGAAAAUAAACAGAAUCUCAUUGGAAUCUGUAAGUAAUUUUACAAAUGCGCAAAUGGGUAAUGUAUUAAACACCAUAGAAAAGAAACUUAAGAAAGCGGCAGCUCAUUUAGGGGACAAAGGUGAAAAAUAUGUAAACUUAAUAAUGCGAGGCAUUCAAAAUACAUAUAAGAACACUACAGCCAAUUAUGCGCUAUCUAACGCUAGAAGAAGAUACUUGGAAAAUAUCAGUAAAAUAUCAUCAGAUGUUUCAAAUAAUUAUGGUAAUAAAGAAAAACUUGACGCUGUAGAAAAGAAGUUGAAAUUAGCUGCGCAACGAUUAGGAAAGAAUGGAAAAAAAUAUGUCAAUAUUAUAAUGAAAGCGGUUCGAUCUGAUAAAGGCGUUAGUAAAACACCUCUUAAAAAUAUAAUUUCUACAGAAGUGGAAAAAGUGGUAGAAAAUGCUAUAACUCUAAAUAAUGUAAUCAAAACUGACAAAUAUAACAAUAUAUUAAGAAAACAAGCUGUCAGAGACGUGGCAAAUGAAAUCGAAAAGCUUUUUAAAACAUUCUACAAAAGUAACAAAUAUUUAAUUGAGGAACUUCAACUUAAAACAUUUGAGGCGAUGAAAGAGCACAACAUGUUAAAGAAUAGUGAAGAUGUGAAAUUCAUGAGCGAUUUUAUAGUCGAUGCAAUUAACGCUGCAAUAUUAUUUCAAAAAUCAAAUAGAAGAAACAGCAGAACAAGAAAAGUUUCUUCUGAUACAAAAAGUGAAUUUCAAAGGCACACUACAAAACGCUUACGUAGUCAAAUAAAACGAUGUAAAAAUAGGGUCAAUAUUACUUGCAGCAAUAUAAAGUCUAUGAAUUCAUACACAUGUGCAUAUGAUGACCAAAUUAUACCAAUAAUUAAACUCUGUGAUGGAAAAGAUGACUGUUUCGACAGUUCUGAUGAAACUUUUUGUGUGAAACAGACUAUUGAAAAAUUACGUUUUGCACAUGAAGUCCUAGCUGCGAUUGAUCGUGAUUUAGAAUACAAGUGUUUAACAAGUGAUAUAGAUGAGGGCAUUCUCUCGAAGCAAAAUCUUGUUCUACGAGAUGUACUUAAAACUCAGUCUGAUUUAAUUGAAAAAUAUAAAUCGGAACAUCUGUCGGAGUCUAAUGAAGAGAAAGCAACAUCUGAGCAAUGA